Messenger RNA from Saimiri boliviensis boliviensis (Bolivian squirrel monkey), 2920 nucleotides. It is a transcript of the gene DUSP6, whose product is annotated as dual specificity phosphatase 6. Gene Ontology annotation, cellular component: cytosol; cytoplasm. The record is from RefSeq and is a predicted model, not a curated record. Lineage: Eukaryota; Metazoa; Chordata; Mammalia; Primates; Cebidae. Gene Ontology annotation, molecular function: MAP kinase tyrosine/serine/threonine phosphatase activity; MAP kinase tyrosine phosphatase activity; protein tyrosine/threonine phosphatase activity. Gene Ontology annotation, biological process: negative regulation of ERK1 and ERK2 cascade; positive regulation of apoptotic process; peptidyl-tyrosine dephosphorylation.
CAUCAACACAACCUGUUCCAGCCGGCCCGUCCCCACGGCAACAGCCCCUUCCGCAGCUCGCUCAUUGGCUGGCCCGGAGAAUGUAUCCAUUGAGACGCUCGCUGUUUGUAUCCAUUGAGGAGCUGCCUCGCGCUGGGGGUGUGCGAGGCUGAGUCCCAGGGAUAGUGAGCAAAUCGACUCUUAAAUAAUCCGAGGAGAAAGACGCCCGGGUAGAUUUGAGGUGCAGCCUUGGAGGGAGGGAUUAGGAGCCGCUAGACUUUUUUUCCUUCCGUCUCAGUAACACGGAGUCCGAAUUAAUUGGAUUUCAUUCACUGGGGAGGAACAAAACUGUCUGGGCAGCUCCAUUGAGAGAGAUUCAUUGACACUAAGAGCCAGCGGCUGCAACCGGGUGCAGAGAGAACCUCCGGCUUCACUUCUGUCUCGUCUUCCCCAAUCGCCAGCCUCGGCUUGGGUAAGGCGAGGCGGACUUAAACCCCGCUCUGAGAGCGGCAGCUUAGCGCGCGGUGCGUUCGGCCUAUGCCUGCCCCGAGGGGCGUCUGGUAGGCACCUCGCCCUCUCCCGCAGCUCGACCCCCAUGAUAGAUACGCUCAGACCCGUGCCCUUCGCGUCGGAAAUGGCGAUCAGCAAGACGGUGGCGUGGCUCAACGAGCAGCUGGAGCUGGGCAACGAGCGGCUGCUGCUGAUGGACUGCCGGCCGCAGGAGCUGUACGAGUCGUCGCACAUCGAGUCGGCCAUCAACGUGGCCAUCCCGGGCAUCAUGCUGCGGCGCCUGCAGAAGGGCAACCUGCCCGUGCGCGCGCUCUUUACGCGCGGCGAGGACCGAGACCGGUUCACCCGGCGCUGCGGCACCGACAUUGUAGUGCUCUACGACGAGAGCAGCAGCGACUGGAACGAGAAUACGGGCGGCGAGUCGGUGCUCGGGUUGCUGCUCAAGAAGCUCAAGGACGAGGGCUGCCGGGCGUUCUACCUGGAAGGUGGCUUCAGUAAGUUCCAAGCCGAGUUCGCCCUGCAUUGCGAGACCAAUCUAGACGGUUCGUGUAGCAGCAGCUCGCCGCCGUUGCCAGUGCUGGGGCUCGGGGGCCUGCGGAUCAGCUCUGACUCUUCCUCGGACAUUGAAUCUGACCUUGACCGAGACCCCAAUAGUGCAACAGACUCGGAUGGUAGCCCGUUGUCCAACAGCCAGCCUUCCUUCCCAGUGGAGAUCUUGCCCUUCCUCUACUUGGGCUGUGCCAAAGACUCCACCAACUUGGACGUGUUGGAGGAAUUCGGCAUCAAAUACAUCUUGAAUGUCACCCCCAAUUUGCCGAAUCUCUUUGAAAACGCAGGAGAGUUUAAAUACAAGCAAAUCCCCAUCUCGGAUCACUGGAGCCAAAACCUGUCCCAGUUUUUCCCUGAGGCCAUUUCUUUCAUAGAUGAAGCCCGGGGCAAGAACUGUGGUGUCUUGGUACAUUGCUUGGCUGGCAUUAGCCGCUCAGUCACUGUGACUGUGGCUUACCUUAUGCAGAAGCUCAAUCUGUCGAUGAAUGAUGCCUAUGACAUUGUCAAGAUGAAGAAAUCCAACAUAUCCCCUAACUUCAACUUCAUGGGUCAGCUGCUGGACUUCGAGAGGACGCUGGGACUCAGUAGCCCCUGUGAUAACCGGGUUCCAGCACAGCAGCUGUAUUUUACCACCCCUUCCAACCAGAAUGUCUACCAGGUGGACUCCCUGCAAUCCACGUGAAAGACCCCACACCCCUCCUUGCUGGAAUGUGUCUGCUCCUUCAGCAGUUUCUCUUGGCAGCAUCAGCUGGGCUGCUUUCUUUGUGUGUGGCCCCAGGUGUCAAAAUGACACCAGCUGUCUGUACUAGACAAGGUUACCAAGUGCGGAAUUGGUUAAUACUAACAGAGAGAUUUGCUCCAUUCUCUUUGGAAUAACAGGACAUGCUGUAUAGAUACAGGCAGUAGGUUUGCUCUGUACCCAUGUGUACAGCCUACCCAUGCAGGGACUGGGAUUUGAGGACUUCCAGGUUUAUAGGGUAGGACCAAAUGGUAGGGUAGGAGCAUGUGUUCUUUAGGGCCUUGUAAGGCCGUUUCCUUUUGCAUCUGGAACUGACUAUAUAACUGUCUUCAAUGAAGACUAAUUCAAUUUUGCAUAUAGAGGAGCCAAAGAGAGAUUUCAGCUCUGUAUUUGUGGUAUCAGUUUGGAAAAUAAAAAAUCUGAUACUCAAUUUGAUUACUGUAAAUAUUUGAUCUUAAAUCACUUGACAGUGUUUGUUUGAAUUGUUUUUUCCUUUGAUGGGCUUAAAAGAAAUUAUCCAAAGGGAGAAAGAGCAGUAUACCACUUCUUAAAAAAAAAAAAAAAAAAAAAAAAAAAAAAAAAAGAAAGAAAGAAAAUUGUGCUCUUUUCUAAUCCAAAGGGUAUAUUUGCAGCAUGCUUGACUUUACCAAUUCUGAUGACAUCUUUAUGGACACUAUUAUUACUAAGACCUUGUUAUGGCGAAAUCUUUAGUCUUUUUCAUGUAUCUUCCUCAUGAUUUUUUUUCUCUUUAUGUAGUUUGACUAUGCCUUACCUUUGUAAAUAUUUUGGCUUGUGUUGUCUCAAAGGGGAUAAUCUUGGAAAGACACCAAAUCAUGAGCUUACUUUUUUUUCCUUAAACUUCAGCUGUGCUAAACAGUAUAUUACCUCUGUAUAAAAUUCUUCAGGGAGUGUCACCUCAAAUGCAAUACUUGGGUUGGUUUCUUUCCUUUAGAAAAAAUUUGUAUAAAACUGGAAGUGUGUGUGUGAGCAUGGGUACCCAUUUGAUAAGAGAAAUGCAUUUGAUUGUGAAGAAGGGAGAAUUAAAUUGCUCCAUUAUGUUCGUGGUGUAAAGUUUUGAGCUGGAAUUUAUUCUAAGAAUGUAAAUCCUUAAAUUAUUAAUAAAUAACUAUUUUGGCUAUUGAA